Molecule: messenger RNA, 2895 nt
Organism: Eremothecium sinecaudum
Lineage: Eukaryota; Fungi; Ascomycota; Saccharomycetes; Saccharomycetales; Saccharomycetaceae
Gene: SGD1
Product: Sgd1p
Exons: 1
Coding region: 1-2895 (964 amino acids)
Biological process (GO): ribosomal small subunit biogenesis
Cellular component (GO): nucleolus
Molecular function (GO): RNA binding; protein binding
Source: RefSeq, a predicted model, not a curated record
AUGUCAAAGCAUUCAAUUAACAUACCUGGUGCUAUUCUCGAUGAGCUGAAGUCUGUGGACUACAGUGAUGAUAGUAGAUUUAAAACCACGAACACAACAAAAAAGAAGGGAGGAUCUAAGAGCAGAAAGGAAAGAAGGAAGCUUCAAAGAUUGGAGAAGAAGGCAAAACAUAGUGGCAAGCAGGAUGCUCCUUUCAAGAAGUUUCAGAAACCUGUGAACAAAAGUAUUGCUAGAGAUGAGGUUAUAAAGCCUACUGGUAAGGAAAAUGGAAAAAGAAGUGGCACCCUACCUCCUUCGUCGGAUGAUGAGCUGUCUUCGGAUGAUUUUGAAGGGUUUGAUGACGAUGAUCUCAAUGAAGAAGAAUGGGAGCAGCUUCGGGAGUUGGAAACUGAGGACGACGGUAGCUCAUCUGAGGCAAACGACAUCUCAUCUGAAGAAAACCAGAGCUCUAGCGAGGAGGAGAUGACGGUAGAGAAGACUAUGGCUAAGCUAAAGGCAUUGAAGGAGAAGAAAAAGGCUGCUCAAGCAAGCAAAUCUGCUGUCAAAAAAAGCCAAAAAGUUGUUUCCGAUGACGCCAACGAGGAAGAGUUCCACGGGUUUGAUGACAGUGGUAGCGAGAAGAAAACGAAAGAGUCCCGCAAAAGGAAAGCGGAUUCUGAGGCCUCAUAUCUUCUGACUCCUUCUGAGCGAGCUGCGAUGGAGCGUGAUGAGAAGGAUAUGAAACAUUACGCAAAAGUCUUGGGAUUAAAGGGUAAGAAGAAGAAACUACGUGCAACCGAUGAGUACGAUGCUAUUGGAGGCCUGCUCGAAGGUUUGGAGUUUUUUGAAAACUACGGAAGUGAUAAUAGUGCUGUAGAAGUGGACAGCGAUGUUGACGACGGUAGUCCUAGCGAAUCUGAUGCCGGAAGUGGCGACAGUGAGUCCGAUAAGUCAGAAGACAUAGGAUCAUCUGAUGAAGAAGAGAAUGUAGAGAAUCCGUUUUCUUCUGAUGACGAAUUAUCUUCUGACGAUUUUGAUGAGUUUGGUUCCGAAGAUCUGGACGAUGAAGAACUAGAACAACUUCGUGAACUGGAAGGCGAAAAGGAACCCAAGAAAAGAGUAAAAGAGAAUCCUUACGUUGCGCCAUCAAGCUCUCAAGCAUAUGUCCCUCCUCUGCUCAGGAAUAAACGUUCUGAGGGAGAAGAUGCUGCGGUAGUUGAGCUGCAGAAAAAGAUACGUUCUUCACUAAACAAGUUAACUGAGUCUAAUAUUCCUGUGAUAGUCUCAUCCAUUAAUGAGCUUUUUGAUUCUAAUGCUAGGAAAACUGUAGCAGAAAUUGUUAACUCUCAAAUUAUUGAGCUAGUUUCCCAGAAAACCAGGUUAUUGGACAGUUUUGUGAUGAACUUUGCUAGUGUUGCAUAUUCCCUUUGGAAACUGAGAGGCCUGGAGAUAGGUGCUUCGUUUAUCCAAGUUCUAGUUCAGUCUUUUAUUGAACAGUAUAAUAACCAGAUGGAGCAUACGAAGACAAACAGUGAUGUUAAAGUCCAGUUAAUUCCUAAACAGUGCAGCAACCUUCUCACUCUACUUUCUUACGCUUACGAUUUUGGCAUGACUUCUUCUAGAAUUCUGUACGAUAUUAUAAAGCUACUUAUCCAGACCCCUAAUGAGUUCUCAAUGGAGUUGAUAUUACGCAUUGUGUCCGUAAGUGGCCCUUUAAUUCGUGGUGAUGAUCCGAUGGCUCUGAAGGAAAUUAUGGCAACUUUAUUACCAAUGGUAAAAGAUAUCGAGCAGACUCCAAGGAUGAAGUUUCUGUUAGAAACCAUGUAUGAUUUGAAGAAUAAUAAGUUGAAACCUUCUAUUUUGGCACCAAGCCAUCAUAAUUUGAAGAAAAGUUUAUCUAAUGCAUUGCGAAACUCUGCGCCAACUUCCAAUGAACCGCUGCAAGUUUCCUUAGAUGAUAUUAUUAAUGUGGAGACCAAAGGUAAGUGGUGGCUUGUCGGUGCUUCCUGGAAAGGUAAUAUGGAGAAUGCAUUUGACGAGGCGAAGCCCAAGACAAAUGACAGUAAGAAACCUUCCGAAGUGAGAAUAGUAGAUGGCUUUUUAGAUGAAAUUCCAGACUGGGAUGAAAUUGCUAGAAAACUGCGGAUGAAUACUGACACACGGCGGGCGAUUUUUAUAAGCAUUGUAUCCGCUCAAGAUUACAUGGAGGCAUUUACCAAACUUGAGAAAUUAAAUCUCAAGAAUAAGCAAACUCAAGAAAUUCCCAAGGUUUUACUGCAUUGUUUGGCAAAUGAUGGUGUCAAUAAUGGUUACAAUCCAUAUUAUUCCGUUCUAGGUGCAAAGCUUUGUGAAAACAACCAUAAUAUUUUGAAAUCAUUCCAAUUUCUCUUCUGGGAUGUCAUUAAGAAGUUUGAGGCAGACGGCGACAGUGAUAACGAGGAUGAAUUGUUCGAUGAUGCCCGUGAUCAAUCUAUCGACGCAAGGCUAAAAAAGAUUGCAGUUGUUGCUUCGUUUUUUGGUUACUUGCUAGGAAUGGGUAAAUUAAAACUUGAUGUCUUCAAGCAUGUUUCAUUGUUGGGAGGUUUAAAUUCUGAUGGUCUGCUAUUUGUUGAGCAAUUGUUCUGUCAGAUGUUCUUAACUGUAGCAAGACAAUCUGAGCAAGUAACUAAGGUUUCAGGCAAGAAGCAAUUUAUUUACAAAGACGACUACAUGAAAGACCUUGUCUGUAAAGGCAUACAUUCUGAUAAUAAGGAGACUAUUUUAAAGUCUUUCAAGUGGUUCAUCAGUAAGAAAUUCAAGUACAGGGAUCAUAUAAUCAAGGGCGAUAAUAUCAAGGACUAUGAACGUAAAAUAAGAAGGCUGGAUUGGGCCGUUUCGCGCUUCAUACAAUUGACUGAUGAAGCCACAGAUUUAUAG